Cyclopterus lumpus (lumpfish) is the source of this 4637-nucleotide messenger RNA. RefSeq names its product mitogen-activated protein kinase kinase kinase 5. The record is from RefSeq and is a predicted model, not a curated record. NCBI's taxonomy places the organism in Eukaryota, Metazoa, Chordata, Actinopteri, Perciformes, Cyclopteridae. Gene Ontology annotation, biological process: protein phosphorylation; MAPK cascade; cellular response to stress. Gene Ontology annotation, molecular function: ATP binding; MAP kinase kinase kinase activity.
AAUGUCAGUGGAUAUGUUCAGCGAGCGGGGGCGGCGGCACACCUGGGGAAUUACACGAACACGCAACCGCGCCGUUGCGUGUUUAAUGGAAGUUGUCCCGGCGCAGGACACCAUGCAUUGAGCUUCAGCUGCGGAGUAAGGCCGACCGACAUGUACACGACUGAGCGCAGGCGAAUGAGCCUGCACGAGCUGAGGAGGAAAGAUCCCGUCUGGGUGUCAGCUGGAAGUUUGUGGCAGGACUCUUCGACCGUAGAGCCGAGCGGGGGGGGCUCUGGCAAACCCAUCGUGUCUCCACGCAGCCGGACCAGAGCCGUAUCCGUGGCAUACAUAGUGAACGAGGACGCGUCGGUGCUGCAGACCGAGGAGAACUUAACCCUGAAAUGCCUGAAGGAAGCAUGCGCGGACGCACACGCGGUUUUCAAAACGAUUCCAUUCGAGAGAAUAUCCCUGGGCACCACUGACAUCCUGGACAGCUUCUACAAUGCAGAUGUAGCAGUGGUUGAGAUGAGUGACUCUUUCUGCCAGCAUUCCCUCUACUAUCACUUGGGAGUGAGAGAAAGUUUCAGCAUGACCAAUAACAUAAUCCUCUACUGUUACAAGCAAGAUAGCGAUCUACAGACUCUCAAGGAGCAGUGUGGUAGUUACACAUUCAUCCCUUACGUAGUGUCACCUCAGGGCAAAGUGUUUGCCUGUGACGCCACAGUCAUGAUGACCGGCAUCAAAGAGUUGAUGCAGCCCAGUUUCCAGCUGGAGCCCCUGCUAACCCCGCUGGUGGAGAGACUGGUGCAUCUGCUGAACAAUGUACAAGUUCAGUCCAGCGAGUACUUCCGGGAGUCGAUCAGGCAUGAGAUCCGUAUGGCUCGGGAGCGGUUCAGCGGCCAAGCCCUGAGCGAAGAGUUAAGCCGCAUCCAGAAACGCCUGGACAGUGUCGAGCUGCUCACCCCUGAUAUAGUCAUGAACCUGCUGUUGUCCUACAGGGACAUUCAGGACUACGAUGCCAUAAUCAAACUGGUGGAGACUCUGAACGACCUGCCCAUGUGUCUGGUAGCAAAACAUCAGAACAUCAAAUUUAACUACAUAUUUGCUCUAAACAGGAGAAACCACCCCGGGGAUCGCGCGAAGGCUUUGGAGGCCAUUCUGCUCAUUGUGGAGUCGGGGGUCAAUGUGGUGUCGGACGUCUACUGCCUGUGUGGACGGAUCUACAAAGACAUGUUCAUGAGCUCCGGGUUCACUGAUCAACCCAGCAGAGUUAGAGCCUGCUAUUGGUAUGGAAAAGCUUUUGAGAUGGAGCCAACUCUUCACUCGGGCAUCAACAACGUGGUCCUCCUUAUGGCUGCUGGACAUGAAUUUGACACUUCUAUUGAGCUGCGUAAAAUAGGUGUGACUCUAAGCACCCUGCUCGGUAGAAAAGGCAGUUUGGAGAAGAUGAAGGACUACUGGGACGUCGGCUUCUACCUCGGAGCAAACAUCCUCGUUAACGAGCAACGAAAAGUCAUCUUGGCCUCUGAUAAACUCUACAGGCUCACGGCCCCUGUCUGGUAUGUGGCAUCCAUCAUGGAGACGUACAUUCUAUACCGGCAAUUUGCAAAGCUACCCAAGGAGAAAUCUCCUAAACAGGACACCAUGGACUUCUGGAUGGAGCUGCUUUUGCAGGCCUGUAAACCCACCGACUCAACAGGCCGCUGCCCAGUGCUCAUUCUGGAGCCCAGUAAAGUCCUCCAACCGGCUAUUGUGUGUGUGAGCGAGGAGGACGAAAGUCGCACUGUCCAGUUAAAACACGUCACACCCUUACAGAAAGGCUUACACCAGUGGACUUUCCCAUCCUCUGCAAUUCGGGGAGUGAGUGCUUCAAAGAUUGAUGAGCGGAGCUGCUUCCUGUAUGUCCACUACAACUCAGAUGACUUCCAGCUCUGCUUCCCCUCUGAGCUUCACUGUAAAGGUUUCUGCGAGCUGGUAAACUCUCUGCUCCAGCUGGCUGAACAGCCCUCCCAGGACCUGGACCAUCUAUCUGAGGGAAUACUAGAGUACAUCUAUGAUACCAAUGAUAACGGCGACAAGGUGGUUCUGGGUAAAGGGACGUACGGUGUGGUGUACGCUGGGAGGGACCUGAGCAACCACGUACGCAUCGCCAUCAAGGAAAUCCCUGAGAAGGACCGCACGUACUCCCAGCCCCUUCACGAGGAGAUAGCUCUGCACAAGAGGCUGAAACACAGAAAUAUUGUCCAGUACCUGGGCUCCGUCAGUCAGGAUGGCUUCAUCAAGAUCUUUAUGGAGGAAGUACCUGGAGGAAGUUUGUCAUCUCUCCUGCGCUCCAAAUGGGGUCCCCUGAAAGACAACGAGGCCACCAUCAUCUUCUACACCAAACAGAUCCUCGAUGGACUCAAGUACCUUCAUGACAAUCAGAUAGUCCACAGAGACAUUAAGGGGGACAACGUAUUGAUCAACACAUAUAGUGGAGUGUUGAAGAUCUCUGACUUUGGGACCUCUAAACGAUUAGCAGGGAUCAACCCCUGUACCGAGACAUUCGCUGGAACUCUUCAGUACAUGGCCCCAGAGAUCAUAGACCAAGGGCCUCGGGGUUAUGGGAAGCCGGCUGAUAUCUGGUCCCUAGGGUGCACUAUUAUAGAAAUGGCAACAGGCAAACCACCCUUCCAUGAGCUGGGAAGUCCUCAGGCAGCUAUGUUCAAGGUGGGCAUGUUUAAGAUCCACCCCAAGGUCCCAGAGUGCAUGUCGGACGAGGCCAAGGCCUUCAUCAUGAACUGUUUCGUGCCGGACCCCGACGACAGAGCCACAGCCACCAAGCUGCUGAGUGACACCUUCCUCAGGUCGUCUCCCAGAAAGAGGGCCAAAGCUCCGCAGGAAUCGGAACCUAAGGACUACCUUUCUGCUGCUGACUACCAACGCAGCCUGUCUGUACCCGUCUCCAUCUUUGUGGAGGACACUGAUUCGUACUCGGGUUCGAUCGACCUGUCCUGUUCCCUGGACCUCAGGGGGCACCAGUCCAGCCUCACAGCAGAUGAAAACUCCGAGAGUCCAGCCAGCACCAGCAGCUUCCUGUCAAUACCAGAGGACUCCACAUCAGACUUGAGCAGUCCAGCCUCAGCGGAGGAGAAUAUUGGUCUUUUUAUGCUGAGAAAGGACAGUGAAAGGAGAGCCACACUGCACCGAGUGCUUACUGACUACAUCAACCUGGUGGUCUCUAAUGUACUGGAGUCUGUGCCUCAGCAUGACAGAGGAGCAACGCUGACUGCAGACCACAUUAGGCAGCUCAUCAGCUGCCUGCGAGACAACAUCCGCUCCCCUGACAGGAAGCAUCUGACCAGCUGCCUGCUGGAACUCCGAGCCACGCUGCUCACCGCUGCAGUGUCACUGAACAGCCUGCAGGCGGUGCUCUUCAGCUUCCAAGACGCAGUAAAGAAGGUGUUGAGGCAGCAGCAAGUGAAACCUCACUGGAUGUUUGCUCUGGACAAUCUGCUGAGACAGGCAGUACAGGAUGCUAUCACUGUGCUCCUGCCAGAGCUGAAACUCCAGCUGCAGUCCUCAUUUGAGACGGAGGACAGCACUUCUGAGGAGCAGUAUGCUGACCCCGACACUCCUGUCGUUAUUGUCCCUGACCACCUGUUUGAGCCAGACGACACGCAGCAGACCACAUCCAUAUACGAGAUCCUGCCCACGGCAGACCGCAACUCUCCUCCAGACCUCGUCCUCAACAGCAGCUGCCCCCUCAGUGAGAUACUGAUGGGCCUGCGACUAGAGACCAGCAGACUGCUGAGUCAGCUGAAUGAGAAGGAGAGAGAGUAUCAGGAGCUCCUGAGGAUCUCUGUCCAGAGGAAGCAGGAACAGAUAGAUGCACUGAGAAAAGCUGCAAACGCUGAAGAUGGUGGAUUGACCACAUGGAAAAGCUCUAAACCAGAAGAGAAGGCUUUGAUGCGCUGGCUCAAGUCUGUCCCUGUAGAUCAAGACACUAUCGAUAAGUUGCUCUCUCACAAGUUCACCUUGGACUGUCUCUUCUACAUGGCCUCCAGGGAAGACCUGAUGUACUCUGGAAUAAGAGGGGGAAUGCUGUGUAGAAUCUGGGCAGCGAUCGCAGCUCGCAGGAAGACCCAGCUCAGCACACACAGUGAGGACGGCGAGGACACUCUUCUUUAAUGGCGUCUGAUGUUGUACAUCAAAGGACAGAAUUAUUGACAGGCUGGUCCUGUGUCAUCUGGAGGAAGUGGUGAACAGGGCUGUGUCUGCAGGGACCUGAUGUAAAGCAGGAUAGAUUUCAGUUGCCUUGUCAGACGGUGAAUGUAUGUUUCUUAAAAUAUAUUGACAAUUUCUUCUGGUUUUAGGUAGAAUGCAAAAAGUCAGAUCUUGCAGGCCUUUAAAAUUAAUAUUUUGUAAAUUUUCUCAGGGCUUUGGCAAGUGGGACAACCAUUAAUUAAUAAAGAAAACAGCUGACAGAGUAUUUGUUUAUCUACAAACUGGCACGAUAAAUACAUAUACGGUAUAAAUGAAUGUGGCCUUCUGACAACGCUAUUUUACUGUGCAGGAUUUAGCAGGACCCAAGUUAUUUUUAUUAUUCAAACGUGGAUCAUUUGUACUGUAUGUGCUCUUAAAACUCAUUCAGAUAAUAAAAGAGAACCUUAAAUCUC